This is a messenger RNA of Physeter macrocephalus (sperm whale), 2245 nucleotides long. Its product is annotated as 5-oxoprolinase, ATP-hydrolysing. The record is from RefSeq and is a predicted model, not a curated record. Gene Ontology annotation, molecular function: 5-oxoprolinase (ATP-hydrolyzing) activity. The annotation marks the transcript as partial. Gene Ontology annotation, cellular component: cytosol. Gene Ontology annotation, biological process: glutathione metabolic process. The transcript is spliced from 15 exons. NCBI's taxonomy places the organism in Eukaryota, Metazoa, Chordata, Mammalia, Artiodactyla, Physeteridae.
GCGGGCAGGGCCCGGAGCGAGUGCGGCCGGCCGGACGGCGAGCGGCCGAAGCCGACAGGGCUCCCAGGACUGCCGGCUGAAGAGUCGCUGCUGGGCUCCAGCCCCAUCACCAUGGGCAGCCCGGAGGGGCGCUUCCAUUUUGCCAUCGACCGUGGAGGCACCUUCACAGAUGUCUUUGCCCAGUGCCCGGGGGGGCACGUGAGGGUCUUAAAGCUGCUCUCAGAAGACCCCGCCAACUAUGUGGACGCACCCACUGAGGGCAUCCGCCGCGUCCUGGAGCAGGAGGGGGGCAUGCUGUUGCCGCGGGACCGGCCGCUGGACACCAGUCGCAUCGCCAGCAUCCGCAUGGGCACCACGGUAGCUACCAACGCGCUGCUGGAACGGCGCGGGGAGCGGGUGGCACUGCUGGUGACUCGCGGCUUCCGAGACCUGCUGCAUGUGGGCACCCAGGCCCGUGAAGACCUCUUUGACCUGGCUGUGCCCAUGCCCGAGAUGCUGUACGAGGAGGUGCUGGAAGUGGACGAGCGUGUGGUGCUGUAUCGAGGGGAGCCAGGUGCUGGGACGCCCGUGACAGGCCGCACAGGGGACCUGCUGGAGGUGCGGCAGCCUGUGGACCUGGGGGGCCUGCGAGGGAAGCUGGAGGGGCUCCUGUCCCGAGGCAUCCGCAGCCUGGCCGUGGUGCUCAUGCACUCAUACACGUGGGCGCGGCACGAGCAGCAGGUGGGCGCCCUGGCCCGGGAGCUGGGCUUCCCGCACGUGUCGCUGUCCUCGGAGGCCACGCCCAUGGUGCGCAUCGUGCCUCGGGGGCACACUGCCUGCGCUGCCGCCUACCUCACACCCACCAUCCAGCGCUACGUGCAGGGCUUCCGCCGUGGCUUCCAGGGUCAGCUCCAGGACGUGCAGGUGCUGUUCAUGCGCUCCGAUGGCGGCCUGGCGCCCAUGGACUCCUUCAGUGGCUCCUGCGCUGUGCUCUCGGGCCCUGCUGGCGGCGUGGUUGGUUACUCAGCCACCACCUACCGGGCGGAGGGUGGCCAUCCUGUCAUCGGCUUUGACAUGGGAGGCACGUCUACCGACGUGAGCCGCUACGCUGGCGAAUUUGAGCACGUCUUCGAGGCCAGCACAGCUGGUGUCACCCUCCAGGCGCCCCAGCUGGAUAUCAACACCGUGGCAGCUGGUGGGGGCUCCCGCCUCUUCUUCAGGUCAGGCCUCUUCGUGGUGGGGCCAGAGUCUGCCGGAGCCCACCCUGGCCCCGCCUGCUACCGCAAAGGAGGCCCUGUGACCCUGACGGAUGCUAACCUGGUCCUGGGUCGCCUGCUGCCUGCCUCCUUCCCCCGCAUUUUUGGGCCGGGAGAGGACCAGCCACUGUCCCCGGAGGCGUCCCGAAAGGCCCUGGAGGCUGUGGCCGCUGAGGUCAACAGCUUCCUGACCAACGGGCCUUGUCCGGCCCCCCCACUGAGCCUGGAGGAGGUGGCCAUGGGGUUUGUGCGUGUGGCCAACGAGGCCAUGUGCCGGCCCAUCCGUGCGCUCACGCAGGCACGAGGCCACGACCCCUCGGCCCACGUGCUGGCUUGCUUUGGGGGAGCUGGUGGGCAGCACGCUUGCGCCAUCGCCCGGGCCCUGGGCAUGGACACCGUGCACAUUCAUAGGCAUAGUGGGCUGCUGUCAGCAGUGGGGCUGGCCCUGGCGGACGUGGUGCACGAGGCACAGGAGCCCUGCUCCCUGCCCUAUGGUCCCGAGACCUUUGUGCAGCUGGACCAGAGGCUGAGCCGCCUGGAGGAGCAGUGUGUGGAUGCCCUGCGGGCCCAGGGCUUCCCCAGGGCCCGGAUUAGCACCGAGAGCUUCCUGCACCUGCGCUACCAGGGCACGGACUGCGCCCUGAUGGUGUCCGCCCACCAGCACCCAGCCACUGCCCGCUCCCCCAGAGCGGGCGACUUUGGGGCAGGCUUCGUCGAGAGGUACGUGAGGGAGUUCGGCUUCGUCAUCCCGGAGCGGCCAGUGGUGGUGGACGACGUGCGGGUGAGGGGCACUGGCCACAGUGGCCUUCGCCUCGAGUCCGUCCCGAAGGCCCAGAGCGGGCCCCCCCGGGUAGACAAGGUGACCCGUUGCUACUUCGAGGGGGGCUACCAGGAGACCCCCGUGUACCUGUUGGGCGAGCUGGGCUUUGGACACAAGCUGCAGGGGCCCUGCCUCAUCAUUGACAGCAACAGGUGGGCUGAGGGCCGGGGCCGCGGCUGCCGGGGCUGGG